AUUUUGGAAUCCUAUCGAGGGCGCCUAGUUAGGGAGAGGAAAAGAAUUAGGGACGCAGCCGGUGCAGGAGUUGAUCAUGCUAAGCUUAUAUUUUGUACUAACUGUGUUGCAUGUUACAUUUUGUGGAGCUUCGGGAAAAGAUGAUGGCGGUUGUGCUUUUGCGCCCUCUUGGCUUGACUCAGUGGUCAUGUCGAUGAAGAUUAGUAAACAAGGCUUCCACAGGGACCUUGUUUAUGAGGUUCGACAUGAGCCGCGAUCACGUCCUGUCAAGGCUCUGCUUCUUCACAGACUGCCCAGUGGAGUUUACAUGGAUCAGUAUCAGCUUGCAGAUUUGAGGGAGGAGAUGGGAUUACAGGUGCUCCUAGAUUCAGCUUUAGAUCUCGAGAGCCCGGCCCACAUUUCCUCCGCUUUCUCUGCACUGGUUUUCCUCAGCCCUCCUGAGCCUCUACAGGCAGCAGUUCCUGUCCAUGGCCGGUACCACAAGGCGUCUAGUUCAGGAGGAUGGGAACAUGUGAUCAUCGAUCCGCCAAAAUUGCUGCUUCGUCCAGAACACUGUGACACUGUAGACCCUGGAUUACCACACAGGCUGGUUGAUGCACCUUGCACAAUUCACAACCAGAGUUUAUGUUCAUGGUUGGAGAUCCAUGGAUUACAGGUGUCAAAAGUGAGUCUCGAGCUUCCAGUGGGCGAUUCCUCGCUGACCAUCCCAGUGUGUGCAGUAACAACACUAGUAUCUCUGCUGUGUAGUGCGUUUCUCUUCAGGGCCGUCUGGAAACGAGGCAUCUUCUGAAACUGUAACAGGGGUGACAAAAACUAUAUAUUGUAUAUAUGUACAGUCAUUAUUCUGUACACUGCAGUCUGACCUGUAUAUGUUGUAUUUUUCUUUUUACAAUAAAUUUUUAACCAUUAA
This is a messenger RNA of Silurus meridionalis, 910 nucleotides long. RefSeq names its product phosphatidylinositol glycan anchor biosynthesis, class X (gene pigx). The record is from RefSeq and is a predicted model, not a curated record. Bases 77 to 790 code for a protein of 237 amino acids. The transcript is spliced from 6 exons. Gene Ontology annotation, biological process: GPI anchor biosynthetic process. NCBI's taxonomy places the organism in Eukaryota, Metazoa, Chordata, Actinopteri, Siluriformes, Siluridae. Gene Ontology annotation, cellular component: endoplasmic reticulum membrane.